GUGUGAUGGUAAUAUUUCUAAAUAUAACAAAUGGUUCAAGAGGCGAAUACAACUCAACAUUUCUCGCUAGAAGAAGUUUCCAGACACAAUGGCAAAAUCGAAAAAGCCGUAUGGUUGGUAAUUAAGGGUAGCUUGUAUGAUGUGUCAGACUACUUAGACAAGCAUCCUGGUGGCAGAGAUAUAAUAGAAGAACAUGCAGGAAAAGAUGCUACCAAACAUUUUUUUAACAUCGGGCAUUCUAGCGAAGCCAUGAAUUAUUUGAAGGCUUUCAAAAUAGGUGAAGUCGCGGAGGAGAAACUGGACAGCAAACAACACCAUAAUGUGAAGAAUGAUAAGAAGCCCAAGCAGAGUUUCCUGUCCCUAGUAACCUGUGGGCUUAUGAGCUGAGGAAGCCACACAACAUUGAAGUUCAAAAGACACGCUUUUGUAACGCUUAUUUAUAAGUCAUGAAUUGUAACUGUAAUUGUAACUAAUCGAAUGCUGUAUGUAAAU
Acanthoscelides obtectus is the source of this 492-nucleotide messenger RNA. NCBI's taxonomy places the organism in Eukaryota, Metazoa, Arthropoda, Insecta, Coleoptera, Chrysomelidae. The record is from the annotation of a GenBank genome assembly.